Penicillium oxalicum is the source of this 3264-nucleotide messenger RNA. Its product is annotated as DEAD/DEAH box helicase. The transcript is spliced from 2 exons. Lineage: Eukaryota; Fungi; Ascomycota; Eurotiomycetes; Eurotiales; Aspergillaceae. Gene Ontology annotation, molecular function: ATP binding; ATP-dependent chromatin remodeler activity. Bases 1 to 3264 code for a protein of 1087 amino acids. The record is from RefSeq and is a predicted model, not a curated record.
AUGGAGCCACACGCGGCGAUGCUGCUUAACCCCAAGGGCUACCGAAAGCAGACCCAGACGAAUGCCCCACAGACCACCUCUAAAGCUACGCGAGCUUCAACUUCGAAAAUGCCCUCCAUGGCCCCUCCAGGGACAGCUCCGGUCAUCCGCUCUCGGCCAGAUACUACUUCAAAUGAGGACAUCGCGUUCAUAUUUACUGAUGCGCAGGGUGACAAUACCAACGAUGGCAAAAGACACUUUCGAGAGAUUGACGACGGCGAGGAUACAUCGUCUACUCCUCGCAGCCUGAUUGAAAAUGUCUAUGGCGUAGAGCAACGCCGACGUGAUAUCCAGCCAGUGAAGAAAGCCAAGGUGGACGGUCCUACGACGCCGGGCGCAACCCCAGACAGAACUAUGAUUGCUGCGAAUGGAAAUAGUGGCAUCGGAAAAUGGAUGAAAGACGGCGAAUCAAAACAGUCUGGGGUUUCUCUUCUAGAAAUAGCGACAUCUCCUGUUGUGGACCUGACAGUGGACGGGACAAGGGCUGCUGAAGAUGACGACGUGCAAGUCACAGGCUCCAAUGACCUCAGCAAUCAGCGUGUUUGCUAUGGCAAGUUGGAGAAUGCCAUGAUUAAUGCGUACCUUGUUCCUAAGCCCAGAGCGAACCCCGUGCUUGGACCCGAAUCUCUGCAAUGGUCCUCUAUGAAACUGGAUCUAAUCCGUGAACCCGGGCCAAAUCACAAAAUCGAGGUGAAGGAUCCCUACGGCAAAAUUUUUGGAACAGUGGAUGCAAAGACCGCCAUUGCGCUAUCUCGGCUCAUUGACUCGCCUGUACUUGGGAUUGAUGUCACAGCCCGUCUUGAUAUGCGCAAGAAGGUCGCGGGCGAGAAUGUCUGGCAACCAACACACGGGCUGUACCGCGCUUCAAUUGUGCUUUAUGGACCACGGAAGCAUGCCGAGAAAAUUGGCACCUGGAUUGGACAGCAGAAUGUCUGGCUCUCAACCCCGGCAUUUGUGGAAAACGGAGUUCCCGUUUUCAACCCCCAUGCCGAACAAAGACGGGCAAUGAUGGCAGCAGCUGCCGCAGCGAAUACAGGAUCUCGUGCGAGUGCGGCCAUCCGCUAUGAGGUUCGCACGGCAGAGGAGGUCACGGAUUCUGUGAUGAAGAUGUUCGACAAGCUUGUGAGCAUGGAUAUCCCAAUGCUCGAGCCGCCUGCAUCAAUCAAAACACCUCUCCUCGACCAUCAGAAACAAGCGCUUUGGUUCAUGAGAGAGAAGGAAGCACCGCGUAAAUAUGGGGACAAGGAAGAGGACCACAAUUCCCUAUGGCGCAAAGUUGAGACGAAAAAUCGAACCCAAUACCGCGAAAUAAUCACCGGAGUGGUAUGUGAUGAAGAGCCUGCGCAGACAUAUGGAGGACUUUUGGCCGAUGUGAUGGGUCUUGGAAAGACACUGAGCAUUCUAUCGUUGGUUCUGUCUACACUUGAUGACGCGACGGAAUGGGCACGUCAGAUGCCCGACCGGAACCUUGUUCGCACCGUGCCUGGCAUUCGCAACACUCGGACCACGCUUUUGGUUGUUCCCUUGACUACUAUUGCAAAUUGGGUUGCGCAAAUUGACGAACAUAUUCAGCCGAGCUCACUCAGCUACUAUGUAUUCCAUGGUGCUUCACGGAAGACAGACCUGGAGGAGCUCUCGAAAAUGGAUUUGUUGAUCACGACUUACCCCACGAUUCACAGUGAGAUUCUUGGAAGGGGCGCGAAACGCGGUAGUCCCCUGUCUAAGAUGAACUUAUUUCGCAUCGUUUUGGAUGAGGCACACAACAUUCGUGAACUGGGGAACCAGCAGACCAAGGCUAUUUUGGCCCUGAAUGCGCAACGCCGUUGGUCAGUCACAGGAACCCCUAUUCAAAAUCGGCUCGAGGACUUGCUUGCAGUCACAAAAUUUCUUCGCCUCUUCCCAUACGAUGACCGCGCCCGUUUCACUCAACACGUCAUCAGCCCCAUGAAGACUGGGAAUGAGAAUGCUCUCGCGAGCCUGCGGGUUCUGAUUGACUCGUUCACUCUACGCCGUGUCAAGAAGAUGCUCAACCUACCAGAACGGACCGAGAAGAUUGUCACUUUACAAUUCUCCGAGAAAGAGGCACAGCUGCACGAAUUCUUCAGAAAUGAAUCCAACGCCAUGAUGGGCGUGAUUGCGAAAGAAAAUAAGAGAACGCUCAGUGGGCGGAUGUAUCAUGUGGUCCUGAAAGCUAUGAUGAUUCUGCGCCAAGUCAGCGCCCACGGCAAGGAGCUUCUAGAUAUCGAGGAUCGCGAGAGAACCAAGGGACUGAGCGUUCAGGAUGCCAUCGACCUUGAUGAUGGCGAGCCUGAUGAGAACCAGGAUGCCUUUGACAAUAAGGCUCUUCGCCAUGUUGACCUGAUGGUUCAGUCUGGGGAUACUUGUAAGAUCUGCGACAAACUGAUCGAAGUUCCAAUGACAGACGCUGGGACCCUAGAUAAGGAGGCAACGAUGGCUAUUUAUUUGCCCUGUCUUUGCGUCAUUUGUCCCGAUUGUUUCUCCCACUGGAAGAGUGUCUUUGAUUCCAAACCAGACACAGAGAUUCAGUGUCAAGUCUGCGGGGGCUGGACUCGCCUUCAAUAUUCUGCAGUGACUGGAGCGGGGCUUGACCGGCUACAGAUCCAACGUCAGGAAUCGCGGAAGAAUGGCAAGGUUCUGGGUGAAUAUGAAGGUCCUCACACAAAGACCAUUGCGCUGAUCGACAACUUGAAGUCUAUCGCCGAAGAGAGCAAGCUACUCAUCGGUGAACCGCCAAUCAAAAGUGUCGUUUUCUCGCUGUGGACGUCGCAUCUUGAUUUGAUCGAGAUCGCCUUGAAGCACAAUGGGUUUCACGGAUUCACCCGUAUUGAUGGUACCAUGAGCUUGAAGGCGCGCAGCAAGGCACUUGACGCUUUUGCCAAGGAUGACUCUGUCACAAUUCUAUUGGCAACGAUUGGUGCCGGUGGUGUUGGGCUGAACUUGACCUCUGCAUCGAGAGUCUUUGUCAUGGAGCCCCAUUAUAACCCAGCUGCAGUUGCCCAGGCAGUUGACCGUGUACACCGUUUGGGCCAGCAUCGAGAAGUUGUUAUCAUGCAGUUCAUCAUGAAAAACAGCAUCGAGGAGAAGAUUCUUGAACUUGCUCAGAAAAAACAAAAGCUGGCAGACAUGAGCAUGAACCGGGGCAAGCUCGACAAAGGCGAGGCUCGAGAGCAGAGAAUGCGAGAAUAUCGCAGUCUUUUCAAAUAA